AUGCCUCGUCCGAGGCAUAAUACGACCUCUUUACCGAGAGGACUGCGUACAGAACUAGGAAUCAAGGAUCAUUACGGUGAGAAGAAGAAUAGGCGGAACGAACAGGUCUCGAGGAAAGAUCGCCGUCGAGAAGAGCGCGUGGGAAAGAAGAAAGGAGGGCCGGUUCCCAAGAAGAGUGGUGGCCGGAAAUUCAACGAUGAGGACGACGACGAUGACCUGGGCGAUUUCGACGAGGGUUCCGACUUCGAUGUGGAUUUGGAUGAAUCUGAUGACAACAACAUUCCCCCGCCGUCUAAGUCCAAGCCAGCGAAAGAAAAGGAGAGCAAGCUGAAGGCGACCCUCAAGAAAACUAAGACGGGCCAGGUGUCCGAUUCGGGAAGCGAUGACGACGACGACGACGACGAAGCAGCAGCAGAAGCCUCGCGGAAACACAUAUCCAAAACUGUUAAAGAAAAGUUGGACCAGGAUGACGCUGAGAUUGCCGCGCUAGAGAAGAAACUGGGACUGAAAAAGGGAAAGAAACUGUCAAAGGCCUUUGCGGAGGAUGGACUGGAUGAGCUGCUGGGUGAAUUGGAUGAUGACGCAUCGGCAGACGAGGGUCGGAAACGCAAGCGGGAGGCAGAUGAGUGGCUACGUAAUAAAAGGAGAAAGGCGCAGGGUCUGGAGCCUGAGAGUGAAUCGGAGGAGUCUGGGAGUGAUCUAGGAAGCGAUGAGGAUAUGGAAGAUUUCGACGAUGAUGAGGACUUGGAUGGGCUGGACGGAGACGAGGACGAGGACGAGGAUGAGGACAAGCCUGAGCCCAAGAAACGAGAGAACCCAUAUGUUGCUCCAGCACCAGCAGCGAGUGAGGAUCGCCCGGCGAAAUAUAUCCCACCGUCGUUACGCGCAAAGUCCAAUUCUGAGUCUGAAUCCCUCACCCGUCUAAGGAGACAGGCGCAGGGUCACCUAAACAAGUUAUCCGAAGCCAACCUUGUUUCCAUCCUGGCUGAAUUUGAGAAGCUAUACCGCGAAUACCCUCGUCAAAAUGUGACUUCGACAUUAAUUUCCCUACUCUUUGGACUGAUUUGUGAGAGGUCUGCUCUCCAAGAUACGUUCAUCGUCCUCCAUGCUGGCUUUAUUGCGGCUGUUUAUAAGGUGAUGGGAAUGGACUUUGGCGCGGAAAUUAUACAAAAGAUAGUCGAGACAUUCGACGCUGGAGGUGACGAACGAGGCAAAUUUGAAGGAAAAGAGACCAUCAACUUGAUUUCGCUUCUGACCCAGUUGUACAACUUUCACGUCAUCGGAAGCACCCUGGUAUUUGACUAUAUCCGACUAUUCCUGCAGGAUAUCAACGAGGAGAAUACAGAACUGCUCCUCAAGGUCAUCAGAAACUCCGGACCCCAGCUUCGCCAAGAUGACCCUUCAUCCCUGAAGGACAUUGUUCUACUCAUUCAACCGGCCGUAGCAAAAGCGGGUGAAGCGUCAUUAUCCGUACGUACGAAAUUCAUGGUCGAAACCAUCACCGAUCUCAAGAACAACCGCAUUAAAGCUGGAGCCGGCUCCAGCGUCACCUCUGAGCACAUUACCAAGAUGCGAAAGAUUCUCGGCUCCUUGAACAACUCCCGGGUCAUCCGUGCGUCCGAACCCAUCAGCAUAUCGCGGGACGAUAUCCAUAACUCUUCGAAGAAGGGCAAAUGGUGGCUCGUCGGCGCCAGCUGGAAAGAAGAUCCUCUUGAAUCUGCCCGCCAGGAACUCUCCAACCUCCCUUUGAACAGCAAAAACCCCGCCGCUCCAGUCGACGAUAGUGACGGCGAGCCCGACCUUGCAUCCAUCGCCAAAGCCCACCGCAUGAACACUGACGUGCGUCGCUCCAUCUUCGUGGCCAUCAUGUCCGCCACAGAUUACCAAGACGCCCACGUGCGCCUCCUUAAGCUCCGCCUCAAACGAGCCCAGGAAUUCGAGAUCCCACGCGUCCUCACCCACUGCGCCAUGGAGGAAGACGUGUACAACCCUUACUACACACUAAUCGCCCGGCGCCUCUGCGGCGAGCUCGGCCGGCGCAUCAAAGUCUCCUUCAUGUUUACGCUGUGGAACACCUUCAAAAGAAUGGGUGAAACCGGCGACCUAGACGACGAUAACGAUGACGACGACGACGACGGCGGCUUCAACAACGACAGCGAAGAUAGCCAAAACUCGCUUGCCAUGAAAGCAAUCGUCAACCUCGCCAAGAUGUACGCCUCCCUCAUCGCCGACGGAACACUCACCCUGGGCAUCCUGAAAACUCUCAACUUCGCCUACCUCCAGCCGAAAACCAAGACCUUUGUCGAACUCCUCAUGAUCAGCAUCAUCCAGCAAUCUCAGCAGAAACAGAUGAAGAAAUCUAAAUCCAAGCGUAAGGCCGAGGACGAAGAUUCCACUCGGGACGAGAAAGCCCUCGUGGAUGUCUUCAUGCGGACACGCGAGACCCCGCAGAUCGUCAAGGGAUGCAUAUACUUUAUUCGUAAGGUUGUUGCGAAGACGGAUGUCGUGGCUUCAGAAAAGGACCUGAAGUUGGUGAAAUGGGGAUGCCGGGUGGCCGUGGAUGCUUUGAAGGUUGUGGAGAGUGAGGGUGCUGGGUUUUGA
This is a messenger RNA of Aspergillus ochraceoroseus IBT 24754, 2601 nucleotides long. RefSeq names its product MIF4G domain-containing protein. Gene Ontology annotation, molecular function: RNA binding; protein binding. Gene Ontology annotation, biological process: ribosomal small subunit biogenesis. NCBI's taxonomy places the organism in Eukaryota, Fungi, Ascomycota, Eurotiomycetes, Eurotiales, Aspergillaceae. The record is from RefSeq and is a predicted model, not a curated record. Gene Ontology annotation, cellular component: nucleolus. Bases 1 to 2601 code for a protein of 866 amino acids. The transcript is spliced from 2 exons.